Molecule: messenger RNA, 2099 nt
Organism: Impatiens glandulifera
Lineage: Eukaryota; Viridiplantae; Streptophyta; Magnoliopsida; Ericales; Balsaminaceae
Product: glucose-1-phosphate adenylyltransferase large subunit 1-like
Exons: 14
Coding region: 399-1970 (523 amino acids)
Biological process (GO): glycogen biosynthetic process
Molecular function (GO): glucose-1-phosphate adenylyltransferase activity
Source: RefSeq, a predicted model, not a curated record
GUUUAUGUGUCUCUCUCUCUCUCAUUUGAACUUAGGACUUUAAAUGCGAACUUGAAUCGCCCCACCUUCACCUUCUUCCCCAUUGGGAUCAAAGCCGCCGCGGCAUAUACUCUAACGCUUCUCACUUAUCCUCCCACCCCACCUUCCUUUUUCUCUUUCUUUGUGUUGCUAGCUAGCUUUUUACCCUACUUUCUGCAAACCGAUUUCAAUCUUUCUGGGUUCUUUCAAUUUCUGGGGUUUUGUAGAUCAAAAACUAUAUGCAUUAGUUUUCAUACCGAAAAUUUAGGAUCUUUAGCGGUAAAAGUGCUAAAUAGUUCAUUCGAUCCUCUGCAUGUCUCUGAGUCUCUGAAACUGCAUUUGUAUAGUUGCAUUGUUUCACAUUUACUUGAAGAACGACCAUGGAUUUCUUCUGCGUUUCCCUGAGAGCCAAUGUGCAAGUCUGUGCAGGAGGGGAUGCUGGAUUCUGGGGAGAGAGGGUUCGCCAGAGCCUCAAGAACAGGGUGGGUCUUGAUGCUCGUCUGUGGAAGCGGAAGGCUGAUUACAGCAAAUCGGAAAAUUCUAGACAUUUUACUGCUUUUUCUCUCCUCACACCCGAUGUUGAAAUAGAAACCAAGACACUGAUGGAUACUGCUACGUUUGAUAAUCCGAUAGUAGAUCCCAAGAAUAUUGCUUCGAUUAUCCUAGGCGGCGGCGCCGGUACGCGCCUAUUUCCCCUCACCGGAAGAAGGGCAAAACCAGCUGUUCCGAUCGGGGGUUGUUAUAGGCUCAUUGAUGUACCCAUGAGUAAUUGCAUCAACAGUGGCAUUAAGAAGAUAUUCAUCCUCACUCAGUUCAAUUCCUUUUCACUCAACCGGCACAUUGCUCGCACUUAUAACUUUGGUAACGGAUUGAAUUUCGGGGAUGGCUUUGUGGAGGUUCUGGCAGCCACUCAAACCCCGGGGGAAGCAGGAAAGAAGUGGUUUCAAGGAACAGCAGAUGCUGUCCGACAAUUCACAUGGGUAUUUGAGAACGCAAAGAACAAGAAUGUGGAGCAUAUUGUUAUUCUGUCGGGAGAUCACCUCUACAGGAUGAAUUAUAUGGGAUUUGUGCAGAAGCAUAUAGAUACUAAUGCUGAUAUUACAGUUUCUUGUGUCCCUAUGGAUGAUAGCCGAGCAUCGGACUAUGGUUUGAUGAAGAUCGACGACAAGGGUCGUAUCAUUCAAUUUGCAGAAAAACCAAAGGGUCCUGCACUUAAAGAGAUGAAAGUUGACACGUCUAUUCUUGGGCUGUCAGAAGAAGAUGCGGCUCAGUUUCCCUACAUUGCGUCAAUGGGCGUUUAUGUAUUCAAAACCGAUGUCUUGCUAAAGCUUUUAAGAUUGAGCUACCCUUCUUCUAAUGAUUUUGGCUCAGAAAUCAUUCCUUCUGCUGUCAAAAAUCAUAAUGUUCAGGCUUAUUUGUUCAAUGACUAUUGGGAGGAUAUCGGAACGAUAAGAUCCUUCUUCGAUGCCAACUUGGCUCUAACCGAACAGCCGCCUAAGUUUGACUUUAGCGAUCCGAAGACACCAUUUUUCACUUCUCCAAGAUACUUGCCUCCUACCAAAAUGGAGAAAUGCAAGAUUGUUGGUGCUAUAAUUUCACAUGGGUGUUUCUUGCAUGAAUGCUACAUCGAACACUCGAUUGUGGGUGUUCGCUCGCGCUUAGACACGGGUGUUGAGCUUAAGGAUACAAUGAUGCUUGGUGCCGACUUCUACCAAACUGAAUCGGAAAUUGCAGCGAUGUUAGCUGAAGGAAAGGUCCCCAUUGGUGUUGGCCGGAAUACAAAAAUCAGAAAUUGCAUAAUUGACAAGAACGCAAAGAUUGGAAAAGAUGUGAUCAUUGAAAAUAAAGAUGGUGUUGAAGAAGCUGAUAGGCCAGAAGAAGGAUUCUACAUUAGAUCUGGGCUCACUGUAAUAUUGAAGAAUGCUACUAUAAAGGAUGGCACCAUUAUAUAACCAAAUAAGCAGAGGAUUGAAUCGAUCAUGUAAAUCAAGGGAUCUUAAUUCUAUUUACUAAUAUCGGUGUUGUGUUUCCUCUAUAAAUUAAGUUUAAAUAAAUUUCUAAUUUCUUCCUGCUUCCUUUAC